AAUAGAAAGUUUUAAAAAUGAAUAAAAUUUAGAUUUUUUUUUUUUGAAAUAAAAUUUAGAAAGUUCAAGAAAGCGUCGUUCCAUUCGAGUUCCCCUUUCUUUCUCUCGCUUGAGGUUCGGUUCGUCUGAGAUCUCCAUGGAUUCUGUUUUAAUGGGUUCCCUCAAAUCUCAUUUUCCUGGGGUGAGUCUCCGGCAUAACCUCCCAAAUCCCUAUGGUCUCUCUUCCACAGUGACCCGUUGUUGCCGGUCCCCAAGAGUCUCGUGUGGGCUUCGCGAUGGACCAAGAAAGCCCUUGUGGAGGUCAAGGGUACUCUCCACUGAAGCCAUCCAGGCAGUACAGUCACUCAAGUUAGCAAAAUCAACACCACCAAAGCUAAAGGAGGUUUUCGGUGCCAGACUUGCUCGCCUCUUGAAGAUAGACUUGUUAGACACUUUGGCCGAGUUACAGAGACAAAAUGAAUUGGACUUAGCCCUCAAGGUAUUCAAAUUUGUAAGAAAGGAAGUAUGGUAUAAACCAGAUGUGUCACUAUACUGUGACAUGAUUCGAUUAUUGGGAAAGAACAAACUGAUUGAAAUGGCUGAAGAACUCUUCUUGGAACUAAAGGAAGAAGGGUUGGAACCUAACACAAGGGUAUUUACUGAGAUGAUUGGAGCUUACUUACAACUUGGUAUGAUUGACAAGGCAAUGGAGGCCUAUAGUUUGAUGAAAGCAUCAGGUUGUACUCCAGAUAAAUUAACCUUCACAAUAUUGAUUAGAAACCUUGAGAAAGUGGGAGAAGAAGAGCUUGUAAGAGGUGUGAAGAAUGAUUGUUUUGAGUUUAUGGACUGCUCUGACAAAUUUCUUGAAGAAUUAGAACGCAAACGGGUAAGGAACCAUGUUAUAAUUCAUGGUCAAUUGUUUUGUCCAAUGAUUCUUAUGGGUUUACUUUUUAUAUUUUCUAACUUUGGUUUCCUCUACAGCCAAAGAGAAUGGUCGGUCUAGUUUGACAACAGAGGUUUGGAUUGGAAUUGGUGCAAGAUUUUAAUUCGUUUAGAUAUAAUAAAUAUCAAAUUAAUAUGUAAGAUUUAGAUUCUGAAUUCAAAGUUCAAACAAUGAGAAUGAAAUUUAUGGCAAAAAUUGUUAUACAAUUGAAUUGAAGUAGAUGUUCUUUUCUUA
Cannabis sativa is the source of this 1156-nucleotide messenger RNA. Its product is annotated as pentatricopeptide repeat-containing protein At1g62350-like. Gene Ontology annotation, biological process: Group II intron splicing; chloroplast organization. Gene Ontology annotation, molecular function: protein binding; RNA binding. The coding region runs from base 137 to 982 and encodes 281 amino acids. The record is from RefSeq and is a predicted model, not a curated record. The transcript is spliced from 2 exons. NCBI's taxonomy places the organism in Eukaryota, Viridiplantae, Streptophyta, Magnoliopsida, Rosales, Cannabaceae.